Molecule: messenger RNA, 3605 nt
Organism: Nilaparvata lugens (brown planthopper)
Lineage: Eukaryota; Metazoa; Arthropoda; Insecta; Hemiptera; Delphacidae
Product: excitatory amino acid transporter 3
Exons: 10
Coding region: 292-1704 (470 amino acids)
Biological process (GO): L-glutamate transmembrane transport
Cellular component (GO): plasma membrane
Molecular function (GO): L-glutamate transmembrane transporter activity; neutral L-amino acid transmembrane transporter activity; glutamate:sodium symporter activity
Source: RefSeq, a predicted model, not a curated record
AGUCGAACACCGGCUGUGAGCGAGGAGUGUUGUCAUGUCACAGGCAGGACGUCGAUUCUGAGGAAGUGGUGACAAGCAGGCCGGAUGGGACAGUGUGUUUUAGUGCAUAGUUGAAAAAUUGCUAGUUUUCUCGAUAUUUGGCGCGAGUUUUCAGUUCAAAUAUUCUCCAAUAGUGUCGCGUCUGUGCUGAAGCUCGGCUCGCACCUGUUGAAUUUCGACCAAACUUGGAGCGUCUCAGCGACCACACACACUCCGACUCCUCGACGAACCGAUCCACGGUUGUAACAUAACAUGGCGAAAACGAAGGAGAAGAGGAGUUUCUUCAUGCGAAAUCUUCUCACAAUACUCACAGUAGUUGGCGUCUUCUCCGGUGUUAUAGUCGGCCUCAUCCUUAGGGCAACCAGUUCAACAAAAUGGAAACCCAGAGAGAUAAUGUACGUGAACUUCCUGGGAGACAUGUUCCUCCAGAUGCUGAAGGGACUUAUAAUUCCACUGCUGUUGGCUUCGAUAGUGUCAGCAAUCGGCUCUCUCGAUCUGAGCCUUUCGAGGAAAAUAGGAGCGAGAGCGAUCGCCUACUACAUGACAACAACCGUGGUGGCGGUGGUGGAAGGAAUCAUCCUUGUCUCCAUCAUAGAGCCAGGCAGAGGUUCAAAGGCUGAGACCGGCAUGACACCAAUCACUGGCAGGAAUGUCACAACUGCCGACACACUCCUCGAUCUUAUAAGAAAUAUGUUCCCUCCAAACAUAGUCAAAGCAUGCGUUUCACAGUACCGAACUGUGAUCACAGCGCCAAAAGUGAAUUACACUGACAAUUUGUACGAAUGGGACAUAAGCGGCGAGUACACAGAUGGAUCGAACAUUUUGGGAGUAGUUGUGUUUGGAGUUGUGCUUGGUAUUGCUAUUGGUCAGCUUGGUCCGAUCGGCCUUCCCUUGUUGAAGGUGUUCCAAUCAUUGGGAGACGUUACUAUGCUCAUGACAACUUGGGUGAUAUGGUUAUCCCCAGGAGGAGUGUUUUUCCUUGUGGCCUCAAAAAUUCUCGAGAUGAAAAGCUUCGUGGAGAUGAUGGAGAAACUAGGUUUAUAUUUUGCAACAGUGCUCUUCGGACUGUUCGUCCACGGCUUCGUUGUGCUUCCAGCCGUCUUCACAGUCGUCACGAAAACACUUCCGUUCAGGUUCCUGGGAAACAUGAGUCAAGCUCUCAUCACUGCGUUUGGAACGGCUUCCAGUUCAGCCUCGCUGCCUGUAUCGAUGUCUUGCCUUGAAGACCUGAACAACGUCGACCCGAGAGUGUCUCGAUUCGUGAUGCCAAUAGGAGCCACAAUCAACAUGGAUGGCACUGCUCUCUACGAGGCUGUAGCCGCCUUGUUCAUAGCGCAGCUCAGAAGUGUUCCCCUCACUUUUGGGAAUAUUGUUGCUGUCAGUAUAACCGCGACUAUGGCCAGUAUUGGAGCGGCUGGAAUUCCCCAAGCGGGACUUGUAACCAUGGUGAUGGUGUUGGACACAGUCGGGCUUCCAGCUCAAGACGUAACACUUAUCAUUGCUGUCGAUUGGCUACUUGACCGAUUCCGAACAACAAUCAACGUUGUGGGCGAUUCUCUUGGGGCAGGCAUUGUGAACCAUUUGAGCAAGCGCGAGCUAGAGGCGAUGUCCGAAAUGCCCAUGAGUAGGAUCGCUACCUCUGAUCCAGACCAUGUGGAAUCAUAAAGCUACAAUUCACAGCUCAGGUCUCUUUGAUUUGUGAAGGGAGGAACAAUAAUACCAAGAUUCAAAUCUUUGUGUUCAACAAAAUUCAACAUCUCUUAUUAGUUGUAAUUUGUAAUGUGCGAACAAGAAAACUCAACAGUGGGGUGUGGUCACAUUGGAUGUGUGUAUGUGCAAGUGCACACUUGGUUAUACAUGACCAAGCGUUCAGUUGAGGAACAAAAUUUGGAAAGAGCACAGUAGGAAUAUACUGAAAGCGUGCACUUGCUGUUCAAUGUGAGCAGGUACGUCAUGCAAGUCACAACGUGUUUCAAUGGCACUUUCCAGAUUUUGUUUCCCGACUGAUGCCUACUGCGUGAAUGGAGAAGGGCUUGCCCAGUUAAACAUUUCUCCAUUAAAAAUUCCCAUAAAUAAUUCUAACAUCCAAUCUCUUUAUUUCUGAUUGAGUACCUAGUUCAGUUAAUCAUGUGUCAGUUAUGCUGUUGAAGUCUCUGUCGAAGUGCACUUGAACAUCUACCGGUACGCUUUCAAUGUGAUCACACCCCAAGAGGAAACAGGUAUCUUUUUCAUAUUAAUAGUAGAAUUGAAACAACCUCUGGCUUGAAGGGAAAUGCGGAGUACCACUUAAGCCAAUGAGAGUGAUGAAUAGAUUCAUAGAUAGGAGCGCGGUUGCCAAGUUGACGAUCAGACUCAGUUAAUGCACAGUGCUUUUAGAAAGAAAACUGGGUGUUAUGAGGUGUUAAACACUCCCUAAAGACUAUAGAACGCUGUCUGCUCCAGCACGGCAACAUCGCCGCCGCUAUAUCCUUAAGCCAGGCACACACAGAUCGUCAUCUGACGGACGGCACGCAUCGGACGGAUCGGAAGAUUAGAUUUGAUACAUUGUUUUCUAUUGGAGUGUGCAUACCUAUACAAUGCGGAUAGGUAUGCGCACUCCAAUUGAAAAUAAUGAAUCAAAUCUAAUCUUCCGAUCCGUCCGAUGCGUGCCGUCCGUCCGAUGACGAUCUGUUUGCGCCUACCUUUACACUCCACAUAUCCCUCCAAGUCAGAAGUUUUUUUUUUAAUUCGACUACGGUAUAGCAUGACAGUAGAUGUGAGUUCGACCUUUUGCAUUUAUGUAGGAUUUGAAAGUUCAUCAAAAUUAUAUUUUUAGCAAUGAAAAUUUGAUGGUUUUAAACCGUCAUGAAACAUCAUUUUUCAUCUUAAAACAACAGCAUUUAUGUAGGAUUAAAUAACUCAUCAAAAUUUAUAUUUUUAACAAUGAAUCUUUGAUGGUUAUAGGCCGUCAUGAAACAUCAUUUUUCAUCUUAGAACAACAAAUCGUGAUGCAUAUUAUUGAUAAUAGUGAAUGUAGCCUGUAGUUUUCAUCCUACUGAAUAGAAGAAAUAAAAUAUUUGAAAAUCUCAUCUUCAUUUGGUAUCACAAACUUAAAUUUAAAUUACGGGAAUGCUGCAAGAUAUAUUUUGAUUAUUAUUGAAAGAAUCUCUGGAAAAAAACAGAACAUUUUUUCCAAAUCUUACAAUUUUUAGACGAUUUAUCAAUGGAAAUGAGCCGUAUUUAGAACUUCAAAUAAUAAAAUUUAGAUGUUCAGUGUUGUUAUGAUUGAAAUUCCAUAUAAUUUUUCAAUCAGUCAACAACUUGCUUGAGGCUUAGUGUAGAAUAAUGAAGAAUUUUUAUAGAAUUACAAACAAAAAAAUUAUAAGAAACUAAAUAUUUUCACUAACAUAAAACAUAAGGUUUGUGUUACCACCAUUAAAAUUAGUUCUAUGAAUGAUAGCAUUUAAGUAUUUUAGUACAACUCUUGUAAUGAUAUUAUUUAUUUUAAGGCAUAGCCAUUUUUAAUUAUAAUUAUUAAUUAGAUAAACCGAAUUUCAAUAUUAAGAAUAAAACUAUUACUAGUCAAA